AUGUCGGCUGAUGAUUCACUCAGAUCCCGCCAGGUUGUGGCGAUAGAGCGGAUGCUUGCGUUGAACAAAGUUGUGCAACCAGAUGCCAGUGACGCCAAUCUUCUCAAACAAGACAUUAUUUGGAAAGUAUUGGUAUUGGACAAAAAAUCCACCAACAUUGUCUCGUCUAUCCUCAGUGUGAAUGAUUUAUUGAAUACAGGUAUCACCAUGCACACUUUGAUCAACUCUCCUAGUCGAGCUGCAUUACCAGACGUUCCAGCGAUCUAUUUUAUUCAACCAACCAAAGAAAACAUCUUGAAGAUAGUAGAGGAUUUGGAAAAAGAUUUCUAUUCAGAAUACUACAUCAACUUCUUGAGCUCUUUAGAUCGGGAAUUAUUAGAAGAAUUCGCCAAUUUGGUGUCGUUAACUGGAAGAUCACAAAAAGUUAAACAGGUGUUUGAUCAGUACCUUGAUUAUCUUGUAACUGAACCUCAGCUAUUCUCGUUGGACUUACAAGGAGUUUACUCAAAAUUAAAUACCCCGGCAGUUACUGAAGAUGAAAUCACUAAAAUUGCUGAUAGUAUUGCCUCCGGAUUGUUCAAUCUUAUCAUAACUUUAAAUACUGUGCCAAUCAUUAGGGCCCCUAGAGGUGGUCCAGCGGAAUUCGUUGCACAAAAAUUGGAUGCCAAACUACGCGACCACGUCAUUAAUAUGAAGAGUAUCUCUCCAUCAACAGCUUACAGUCUGCAUGGCCAUGGAGAUAGUAGACAAGUGUUAGUUUUAUUGGAUAGAAAUAUUGAUUUAUCAGCAAUGUUUGCUCAUUCUUGGAUUUAUUCAUGUAUGAUUAGUGAUGUGUUCCAGCUCAAUAGAAAUACCAUUGUUCUACAAACUGUCGAUUCUGACACUGGUACUACCAAGUCGAAAAAAUGCUAUAUUGAUGGCAAUGAUUUCUUUUGGGAACAAAAUUCCGCUUCACCUUUCCCAGAGGUUGUUGAAAAUAUCGAAAAGGAAGCUAGUGAAUACAGAAACAAGGCUGCUGAUUUGACUAACAAAACAGGAGUUACUUCAUUAAGUGAUAUUGAUCCAAAUCAAUCAGACACCUACCAGAUCCAACAGGCUAUCAAACAAUUACCCGAAUUGACCGCAAAGAAGCAGGUUAUUGAUACACACAUGUCGAUUUUGGAUGCCUUAUUGAAACAGUUGCAAGCCAACAAUUUGGAUGUUUUCUUUGAAGUGGAACAAACUUGCAAAAAGGAUAACCAAUCAAAGGUGGAAGCUGAUUUCUUGGAAAAAUUGAAGAAUGAUAAAUCAGAAAGUAACAAAAAUGAUAAAUUGAGAACUUAUUUGAUCUUAUAUUUGAGCUUGGACUUGUCGUCAGAGUUUACCCAAAAAGUGGAGUCGAUUUUACAAGGAUUGAACUGUGACUUGAGCGCAUUGGCAUAUAUCAAGAAAGUGAAAGAAAUUGUAACAUUAUCUAGUCUAUCAUCAGGCAUUGAUAGUAAUGAGAACACAUCUGCCAAUAGCGGUAGUAUCAAGACCUCUCUUGGAAAUGCUGCUGGUGGAUCUUUGUUUUCAGGGAUUUCCUCGAAACUUUUUGAUGGUAGUACACUUACAAGUGGUGUUGGAUCAAUUAUAUCCGGUUUGAAGACCUUAUUGCCAGAGAAGCAAACCAUGCCAAUUACCAACUUGGUGGAAUCGAUCAUGGAACCAGCCAGAGCUAACCAAGUUACCUUAAACACUACCGAUGAUUAUUUGUACUUUGACCCAACGAUUGUCAGAGGUAACCAUUCCAAAUUGCCUAAGAGAUCCACCUAUCACCAAUCUGUGGUAUUUGUGGUGGGAGGAGGUAACUAUUUGGAGUACCAAAACUUGCAAGAGUGGGCCACUGGAUUGAAUGUCGACAGUAGCAGCACUGGGAUCAAGAGAAGCGUGAUUUAUGGGUCAACAGCCAUCAUUAAUCCAAAUGACUUCUUGGAAGAGUGUGGAUCAUUGGGCCGUCCUAGCGAUGGUGCUAGCCACGAUUUAUUAUGA
Saccharomycopsis crataegensis is the source of this 2010-nucleotide messenger RNA. It is a transcript of the gene SLY1, whose product is annotated as syntaxin-binding protein. The transcript has a single exon. The coding region runs from base 1 to 2010 and encodes 669 amino acids. Gene Ontology annotation, biological process: intracellular protein transport; endoplasmic reticulum to Golgi vesicle-mediated transport. Gene Ontology annotation, cellular component: cytosol; Golgi membrane. NCBI's taxonomy places the organism in Eukaryota, Fungi, Ascomycota, Saccharomycetes, Ascoideales, Saccharomycopsidaceae. The record is from RefSeq and is a predicted model, not a curated record. Gene Ontology annotation, molecular function: syntaxin binding.